Nymphalis io (European peacock) is the source of this 2488-nucleotide messenger RNA. It is a transcript of the gene mbo, whose product is annotated as nucleoporin 88. The coding region runs from base 348 to 2336 and encodes 662 amino acids. Gene Ontology annotation, biological process: ribosomal large subunit export from nucleus; protein import into nucleus; mRNA export from nucleus. Gene Ontology annotation, molecular function: protein binding; structural constituent of nuclear pore. Gene Ontology annotation, cellular component: nuclear pore. Lineage: Eukaryota; Metazoa; Arthropoda; Insecta; Lepidoptera; Nymphalidae. The record is from RefSeq and is a predicted model, not a curated record. The transcript has 17 exons.
UUUUUUACACUGGGAAAGCAAAUGAAGAAUUAAUUUUGAACUGAACCUUUAAAACAAGGAAUUUAAAUUAUACAAGCGGCGCUCACAAAUCUCAGAAAACAAAAUUUAUCGCUGCCUAUAUCUUGGUUUAUUUAUAAGAAAGCAAGCCCGGGAGAUGAAAUUACGUGAUACCAUUUGGAAUCUGAGUGAAAUACGCGAGAGUUUCCACCUACGUAGGUUUUGCAUUUGUCUAACUUUAAUUGUGUAAAUGGAAUGCAAUUGAGCGCGAUUCUACUAAAUGUCAAAAUAUUAAAUGUCAAACCGGCAGUUAAAAACAUCAAAACAAAUCCAAAAUAUUUGAAUUUAAAAUGGAUUGUCGAUUUUACGAUACGAAAUUAGCAAAUCAUCAAUUAUUUAAAGACCUCAAAGAAAGUUUGAAAGAAGAUAGUGGUGAAAAAUUGCGCAAUUUGUUUGCUCUUAAGGACGAUGUUCUGUACGCUUGGAAUUCUAUAGAAAACUGUUUAUUUUGUGUUAACCUAAAACGUCUGGAGGAUCACGAUGAAGAAAUCACAUAUCAGAAACUUCAUCUACUUUCGCCACCAGCGUUCACUGUCGAGCAUAUUAUAAGCAGCGAGUGUGGAAGUCGGCUCUGCGUCUGGGGAUCGAGAGGAGUUACCAUCGCAGAGCUACCGUCAAGAUGGGGCCGUGACGGUUUGUUCGAAUCCGGCAGUCAAACUAUUUUAUGCAAGAGCUAUUCACUGGAUGAGCGGUUCCUGUACUCGCAGGGGGAGAUACAUAGAGUGCAUUGGCACCCGAAGUCAUUGUCGCAUGUCCUUGUUCUGGUGUCUGAUAACACGAUGAGACUCUACAAUAUAGCGCUAAAAAGUGGUCCGAAAUUGGUGAAAAUCUUUACAAUCGGACCGAAGCCGUCCGGAUCGCUGGGUCAGACGGUCCUCGACAGUUUAGGAGAUACGGCUAUCGACUUCACACCGACACCGGACGCGGACCACUUGCUCAUACUCAGUGGCAACGGUGACGUUUAUAUGUUACAAUGUAACUUAGAUAAUAAUGGACUACAAGCGAAGUUGAAAGGUCCCUUGCCAAUGUACCCUCCAGCGGAUGACAACUACGGCUCGGAGUCCUGUGCGAUCGCAGUCCUCGGUGGAAUCGACACCCCCACCCUCGUGGUGAUAGCCAGCGCGUCCGCAGCACUGUACCAUUGCUUACUACUACCUAAUAUGUCAGAUGACCAAGAGGAUAGUCACGCCCUCUACGUAGUGGAGUCCGUGGAGCUGAAUGUGACGCUGGGUGACGAUACCAGCAUACAGUACAUGUGUCCUAUGCAUUUAUAUCCGGUAGGUCGGAGUACGUACGCGUGCGUGCACGCGAGCGGACUCCACUGCGUCACCUUGCCCGUGUUGGACAGGCUGGCUGACUACGCGUUGGCUGACGAAGGCGAGUUCGAGUGCCAGGUGCAGUCGCUGUGUGGGCGCGCCAGCGUCGCGCGACACGUGCUGUGCUCCCGCGCGCCGCUAGCGCUCGCACUGCGCCGCGCCGCGCCGCCCACACUGCUGCUGCUCACGCACGGCGCGGAGCUGCUCGCCAGGACUAUUGAGCCAUAUAAUCUAGAAGAGCAACUAUUGAAGGCGGUGCAGUUUAGAAAUCCAGAUUUGGAACAAGAUGAAAUUAAUAGCUUGCUUAAAGAGAGGCAAAAGUUAUCAUUUAUGACGAUAAUACAAGAGGUUUUGGAGAGGAAAGUCUCGCAGCCGAUACUCAAGCUGGACAAGAAGGAGGAGCCCAGCCUUAAGGAAUGCUUAGAGCUGCUGACGCAGUCGACGGUGCGGCUCCACGGCGAGUACAUGUCGCGCCAGCAGCGCGCCGGUGACGUCAUCGCCCGCAAGCUGUCGGCGCUGCAAGCGCUGCAGCGACAGCAGCUGCUCUGGCGCCGCGACCUGCUGGACGAGGUCGAAAACCUGAAGCUUAAGUCGGCGAUAUUGAAAGAGAAACGAGAUCUCGCCGAGAAACAUCAGGAGGAUUUGAAGUAUAGGUGCUCGUCGGUGGUCCGCUCGCUGCGCGCGGGCGGCUGCUCGGAGGAGGAGCGGCGCGCGCUGUCGGAGCUGCUGCAGCUGCAGCGGGCGGCGGGCGCGCUGGGCGAGCGGCUGCGGGCGCUGCGGGACGGCGCCCGGCGGCGGGAGCGGCAGCUGAAGAAAUGUCAAGAGGAAUACAGGAAGAAGGACUCGGUCUUGGGGAAGUCCCACAGCGACACCAUAUCAUCGAUACUCCAACAACAAACCACUCAGAUAUCAAAAAUUAUCGAAGAAACAAAGCUAUUGAAGGAUCAACUCGGGGUCGUCUAACUCGUCAGCAACAUACUUAAUUACUUUUAUUGCAAUUAAAAAAACUAAUAAUAUAAUUUGUCUUUGUUUUAAUUAGUUGUGAUUAUGAAAAUAGAAUCAGUUUUUUUUUUUUUAGUUUUCAUUUCAUGUACUGAUUUUGAUGAUGUUUUUAU